This is a messenger RNA of Boeremia exigua, 740 nucleotides long. RefSeq lists its product as uncharacterized. The coding region runs from base 195 to 740 and encodes 181 amino acids. The transcript has 2 exons. NCBI's taxonomy places the organism in Eukaryota, Fungi, Ascomycota, Dothideomycetes, Pleosporales, Didymellaceae. The record is from RefSeq and is a predicted model, not a curated record.
CGAAAUUGGAGGUUAUCUGGGUAAACACAAAUUUAUGGUGUUUACAAACGUGACGUCACGGUGACUAUACACAAUUCAUGACGACUACAUGCCAUACCAAUUUUUAUAUAGAUGCGCAUAUACAGUAUUCAAAUCUAGUGAUACUCAUCCAAAACAUCAUUCUGACUAAAGUUAUACUUUAAAUCCCCAUUACGAUGGCAACCUCCAAAUCGCCCGCCGCAAACCCCUCCGUCACACCAGAUCCCAAUGUUGACGGCUCAGUGAUCCGCAAAGCGUUUCUCACCGAAGCAAUCGCCAAUCUGUUCACCAUUCCUCUCGUAACAAACACAUCCUGGGUGCUCUCCUUCCUCCUCAACCACCCCUCGGACAUCAACCCCUCCUCUAUCCUCUUCGCGCGUCUGUUUGGCGGUCUGGUGAUCGGCGGUCUGACAUCCGCCUUGCUGGCUGGCUACACAAACACACGUAAUGGCAUUGAGAGCAGACGUCCAACAUAUUUGCUCCUGGGUCUCGGAGAGGCGUGCUUGAUUCCACUUCUAGUGAUCGAGAUGCUGAAAGAUGGAGGGAGGGACGCUGCGAUCACCAAAAAAGUUGCUGGAGUCAGUAUCGGAAUGCUGCUGCCUCCUCUGCUGUGGAGAAUCUAUGUGCUUGGUGUCAGACCAGACCUUCUCGGAAAGUAUACGGAGAAAAGGAGUGGCGGCGAGAGAGGCGAUUAUGGGUCCAUCAGCUCGCGUAACGAGUGA